CCCUCUCGCAGUGGACAGCAGGCUAACGCGAAGUCACCCAGCCAAACCAACGCCGGAGACACCAACAGUGGGGCCGCUUCUCUGAGUGAGGAGGAGGGCGACCCACCGCUUUAAACGGCGGAGAGGAGAAGGCGGGGCUGAAACCAGCCCGCUCGGGGUGAGAUCAUAAGAACCCUCCUGACCAGGAUUAGUGUCAAGGGAGCAUGUUUCUUUAUGAACUGAGAAGCAGAGGCUUCUGUAGGGCGGUGAGAAGACCAGGAUGCUUUUGCAUGAAGAUGUCACUCCAGCAGUGCUGUCCCCACCCCAGCAAUGAUUUCCUGGCUCAGCUCUCACUCUGCAGGCAGCGGGGAAUUCUGAGCAGAGGACCGUCUUGAUUGACCCAGGCUUUAACUGGAUCUCCACGGAGAUGAGGCUGGAAGAGAGUGGGGCGCUGUGGGAGCUGCCGGUUAUCUCCCUCUGACUUCAUUUUCUGCCGCCUUCCGUGGUCCCUGGUCCCUGGUCCCAGCCCACCGCUCUCCUGGCUGCUUCUUGAACCACCCGAAAGCUCCCAGUCGGGCCUUUAGAGCGAGCAGCCCGCUGCCUGGAACCCUCUUCCCCCGGCACCUACGGGCCUCCUCUCGCACCUUCUUCGGACGCCGGCUUCUCCUGGAGCCCGUCCAGGUCUAAAACCUACCUCCACCCACGCCAGGCCCUCCCUGCCCCCUCCCUGUCUUUAUGGCUCCUUCGUACUUAUUGCCAAAUGACACGUUAGGUGCAGUCAGUUGGCAAUGACAAUGGGGUUAAUGUCCCAAUAAACCCAUCGUAAGUUGAAAAUAUCAUGGGUCAAAAAUGCAUUUGAUACACGCAGCCUCCCGGACAUCCCAGCUCAGCCCCGCCCACCUCACACGUUCUCAGAACACUCACAUUAGCCUGCACGUGGGCAGAACCCUCUAAUGCAAGGCCUAGUUUAUAAUAAAGGGUUGACUAUUUCACGGAGUUUAUGGAAUACUGCACUGAAAGGGAAGAACUGAAUGGAGUGCGGGUCUGGAUGGUUGUCAGUGUAUCAGUUGCUCACCCCCGUGACUGGGGGCUGCAGCUGCCCUGCCCAGGAUCAGAGAGAGGGUCGUACUGCAUGCCGGACCCCCAGGGAAAGUCCACAUUCUGAAUUCUGAGCACGGUUUCCACUGAACGCAUAUGGCUUUCGCACCAUCGUAAAGUCGAACCAUCACGAGUAGGGGGACGAUCUGUGUUGAUUGUGGCAGUUUCCUCAUACAUGGGGAGGGUCCACUCUGAAGGGCUAGGCGCCUUCACCGCUGGGUCCCCGACGCCUGCACCUCCGCGGGUAUCACGUGGAUGUUGAAGUGAGCGCGGUCCCGGCCCUGCCGUCUCCCGCCCCCGCCUCAGUGGAGCUCAGGAAGCAGGAUGUGGGAGCACACUGUCACCUCAGUGGUGCCUUCACGCUGGGCCCUUCCUGGAUUUUAGACUCCCGUCAAAUGCCUACGAUGGAAGGAGGUUCGAAGCUAGCUUUUCAGACUGAGCACACAUCUCCAGCCACCAUUCUGUUUAUGGUCCAGGCCCUGCCCUGCUCAGCAGGUGGAUCUGUUGCUGGAUCACCAAGAACCUCGUGACUCCCGGGGAGACCCCGGCCCCUCAGCCACUCGAUUGAUGGUCUGCAUUAUGUCUGGAGCCAGCCGUCAGCUCGCUCUUCUCCUCUGCGGCUGUUGCGUGGCUGCCCUGGGGGCCCAGGCCGAGGAGCGCUGCCCGGCUGAGCGUCACCAGGCUGCCCAAUACGUGGCUGCCGUGUACGAGCACCGGUCCAUCCUGAGCCCGAACCCGCUGGCCCUCACCAGCCGCAAGCAGGCCUUGGAGCUCAUGAACCAGAACCUCGACAUCUAUGAACAGCAAGUGACGAUCGCAGCCCAAAAGGGUGUACAGAUUAUAGUGUUUCCAGAAGAUGGCAUCCAUGGAUUCAACUUUACAAGAACAUCCAUUUACCCGUUUUUGGACUUCCUGCCUUCUCCCUACUUGGUCAGGUGGAACCCAUGCCUGGAGCCCCACCGAUUCCAUGACACGGAAGUCCUCCAGCGCCUGAGUUGUAUGGCUGUCAAGGGAGAGAUGUUCCUGGUGGCCAAUCUUGGGACAAAGCAGCCUUGUCAUAGCAGUGACCCAGGGUGCCCAAAUGAUGGCAGAUACCAGUAUAACACGAACGUGGUGUUCAGCAGUAAUGGAACCCUGGUUGACAGCUACCGCAAACAAAACCUCUACUUUGAAGCAGCGUUCAAUACCCCCCUGGAAGUGGAUCGCAUCACCUUUGAUACCCCCUUUGCUGGCAAGUUUGGCAUCUUCACUUGCUUUGACAUAUUGUUCUUCGACCCUGCUGUCAGGCUCCUCAGAGACUCGGAGGUGAAGCAUGUCGUGUAUCCGACCGCCUGGAUGAACCAGCUCCCACUCUUGGCAGCCAUUCAGAUUCAGAGAGGUUUCGCCAUCGCCUUUGGCGUCAACUUUCUGGCUGCGAACAUCCACCAUCCAUCUCUGGGGAUGACGGGAAGUGGCAUACACACCCCUCUGAAGUCCUUUUGGCACCAUGACAUGGAAAGCCCCGAAGGUCACCUUAUAAUUGCCCAGGUAGCCAAAAAUCCACAGGGUCUCAUUGGCACAGGGAAUGCCACAGGGAAAAUGGACCCAUCCCACAGUAAGUUUUUAAAAAUCUUGGCAGGGGAUCCAUACUCUGAGAAGGAUGCUCAGGACGUCCACUGUGAUGGAGCCCCCAAAUGGAAUACGAAUGCCCCUCCCACGUUUAACUCUGAGAUGAUGUAUGACAAUUUCACCCUGGUUCCCGUGUGGGGCAAGGAAGGCUACCUCCAAGUCUGUGCAAAUAGCCUUUGCUGUCAUUUGCUUUACCAGAGGCCCACUCUGUCCAAGGAGCUGUAUGCCCUGGGGGUCUUUGACGGCCUUCACACUGUGCACGGCACUUACUACGUUCAAGUCUGUGCCCUGGUCAAGUGUGGCGGUCUUGGCUUUGAGACCUGUGGGCAGGAGGUCACAGAGGCUGCGGGGAUAUUUGAGUUUCACCUGUGGGGGAACUUCAGUACCUCCUAUAUCUUUCCAAUGCUUCUGACCUCAGGGAUGACCCUGGAAACCCCUGACCAGCUGGGCUGGGAGAAUGAUCACUAUUUCCUGAGGAAGAGCGAACUGUCCUCCGGCCUGGUGACGGCAGCUCUGUACGGGCGGUUGCAUGAGAAGGACUAGGGGGUGUGGGGUGGGCUCCCCCUGCACUGGCACAGGCCAAAGCUCACAGCACCGGGACCACUUCUUCGCUCCAGAGCCCAUCCUGGGAGCCAUGGGAAGAGGUAGGGAGACAGAUUUCGCCAGUGUCUUUUCCUCUUAAGCACAAAUUCGUGAGACAUUUUCUGGUAUUUUCUACUCACAUUUCUAUUAUUCAAGCCACGUCUUCUUCCAGCAGAUCUUCCAUUACACAAUUGUUUUAAGAGCGCAAACAAAAAUAAACGUCAGUUUAUAUUUUACACGUCCACAAAACAGCAGGUUUCGUGUGUGUUCUUGCUGUUGAUCAAGUGACACCCAGGAUAUACAGGUAUUUCAGAAGCCUCAAACAUUUUCUGGGGUAAGAAACAAACUCUCAGAGCAAAAGCCGUGUUAGAAAUGGCUGCCAUGGGGACAUUUCCAUUCUGGUUGGCCAGAAUUCAUCCCCCAGGACUGAUCGUGCCAGAGCCGCCAGCAGCAUCAGCAAUGUGGAGCCUGAGGCAGCUUUUAAAAAUAGAAGGGAAGCUUUUCUCACAUCUGCCUUUCUGUCAGUGAUUGGAAUGUGUCAGGCAGGACUCAGAAUAACUGGAAAGAAAGAGUGCAGUGCGCCGGAGAGAGAGGGAGGCUGGAAAAAAGUGAAGAGAGGGCAGCGAUGGGAACAGAUGAGUCAUAGGGUUCUUGUGCACAGCGUGUCUCAUCCAGGGAUUCCAGGCACCUUAAUAAAUCACACUAGCCCUGGGCAAGAGCCUUCUGGCUGCCCAACUGUGCAGGGUGGAACAAUGCUGGGAAUUCAUUCCCAGUCCGCUGGCAGGGCCUUCUCUUUGCAGACGGGUUGCAGGAACGGUGUGGGGUUUGGCCCGCUUAGUCUUUAUUCAGUCACUCAACAGGUGUCUUUGGAAAGCCCACCAGGGACAGAGCGAGGACCUCCCAAAAUAUGAACUGCACGUGCAAAAUCACAUUCAGCGUGUGAAGACAUUCUUUAGGCCACUGGUCUGUAUUAUUCGUAUCCAACAUUUCAAAGUCACUUUGACUCUAUGCCUAGUAACUGUUUCAGAUCAUUUUUAAGGUGGAAAAUCUGCAGCUUUUAAAGAAAAUGGAUAGUUAGCUUUCCAUGAUUUGCCUCUUCAAUGUGUGGCUAUAUUUAGUUUCAUCUCCUUUAUAAAUUAGGUUUUUAAAAACAGUAUGUGCAUAUAUCUAUACAUAAUUACAUGAAGUAAAAACUGAAAUUCUUUCCCCAUUCCCCCCACAGUGUGGCUUUCCAGACCCCUUCCUGGCUUUUAGGCAGGAUACUAAAGAGCAUAGAUCCUAGGGUCAGACUGACCAGCUUUACUUUCUUGGCCUCCCUGUUUGCUCUUCACUACGUAGACCUUGACUAUUUAUUUGAACCUUGGCUGUGCCCCAGUUUUCUCAUUUGUGGGAUGUGUAUUGAAUCAUCCAUGUGGGAAAGAAGCAAAGACCCGCUGACUCACUGCCCGCUUGCAAAGGCCUAGAAUGAGUCAAGCCGGCCUUCAGGGAAUUUGCAGGAACAGCUCAGGAUUCCUGAGGAAACCCAGGAGGUCCCCCCGGAACGGGACGGCGACCUCUCCCACCAGAUGCUGGCGCAGACCCGGGAGGGGCGAGCUGGAGGGGGCACACGGCUCCGGAUGUGGUCGCCCCUGCUCCAGGGAAACAGAAAUCAUCUCAGAAAUGCAUAUUGUUGCUUCCUGCCAAGAUGAUUCAAAUCAUCCAGAGAGAGACAGAGGCCAGGCCAAAACACAGACUUGGUGGAGCUACUUCACCCAGCAGACAUUUUUGAAGCACCUGCUGGAUGCACAUUUUGCUCCUCUGAGCAGAGUACUGAGAACUUUCCCCGAGUUACUAUCUACUGACAAUUUAGAACUAACUUACUGCUCAUGAAGUAGAAAUGAGGGGGACAAGAAAUUAUGAUUUUUAUGAUGAAAAGUAGUUGCCAGAUGGCAGAACAAAGUGGAGGGUAGGGGGGAAAUGAAUAAAAUAAAUCAUUUUCAGGAAAAAAAAAAGGCAC
Molecule: messenger RNA, 5263 nt
Organism: Delphinapterus leucas (beluga whale)
Lineage: Eukaryota; Metazoa; Chordata; Mammalia; Artiodactyla; Monodontidae
Source: RefSeq, a predicted model, not a curated record